Molecule: messenger RNA, 1000 nt
Organism: Ziziphus jujuba (common jujube)
Lineage: Eukaryota; Viridiplantae; Streptophyta; Magnoliopsida; Rosales; Rhamnaceae
Product: organelle RRM domain-containing protein 6, chloroplastic
Exons: 4
Coding region: 155-688 (177 amino acids)
Biological process (GO): chloroplast mRNA modification; cytidine to uridine editing
Cellular component (GO): chloroplast
Molecular function (GO): RNA binding
Source: RefSeq, a predicted model, not a curated record
CUUGUCGGAAGUAGAGAGGGAGGGACAAAAAAAUGUUCGUCGGGAAACCUAUUGGAACCACGUGGCGCUGAAUUAAUGCCAUAUCUGGUAUUCCGUAACCUGAAAUCGAGUCCGGGAGAAUUUCCCUCCGCGCUUUGCUUUCGUUGAAGGGAAAAUGGCAGCCACCGUUUUGCUCGCGAGCCCUCCAAAUCCAAAUCUAAAUCCCAUUAUUACAAUCGAUUGGGGAAGACAAACACGUGGAAUCGGUUCGUGGAAUUCAUUGUUAUAUUCUUCUUCGACUUGGUGGAAUACCCGCAAUGGGCUUCGAUUCCCUUCGUUAUCUUUGCGUUUCAGUUUCAGGCAUGCCCAUUGCUCGGUUUCCGCUUCUUCUUCUUCUUCGUCUUCGUCUUCGCCCAAAGCUUCAACCAGGCUCUAUGUCAGUGGGCUUUCGUUUCGUACCACAGAAGAUAGUUUACGAAAUGCUUUCCAAAAUUUUGGCCAACUUGUAGAAGUCAAUCUGGUGAUGGAUAGAAUAGCAAACAGGCCAAGAGGGUUUGCUUUCCUGCGUUAUGCAAAUGAGGAGGAAUCUCAAAAGGCUAUCAAGGGGAUGCAUGGAAAGUUUUUGGAUGGCAGGGUGAUAUUUGUGGAAGUUGCUAAACCCAGAUCAGAACUUCGCCAAAACUUUAAGCAAAACCCAAGACAGUAUUGAAGGACUAGAUUGACAUCAUGUUGAAGGUAUUAAUCCUAGAGUGCUGUUUUGCCAAGUUCAUGGCCGCCAAUUCACCCUUCUCCUCGUAUUCUAAUUUGUGAUAUCAAACGCAGUAGUUUUUAUGCAAUUUUCCUUGGAUAUUACUAAGUUUAGUCAACUCUUCUCUCUCGUUGAAAAAAAGAAAAAAAAAAAAAUACAAAAACUACUCUCUCUUUCUCUCCCUAUCUCUCUCACACACAUAUAAUAUGUCAUUCCUACGUGUAUUACUAUUUGUUUUGAGCUCAAAUCAAAGGAUAAUGAUUUUUAAUGCCA